AUGGCAGGUCGUGGACAUGCUGAAGCAGUCGUAAUGAAUCUAUUGAAUGGUCUUUCGGGAUGUUAUCGAACCGUGGUGGCUGACAACUUCUUUACUAGUAUUUCUCUAGCAAAACGUUUGUUGGAACAGGAUACGUAUCUUAUUGGAACAUUGAGAAGUAAUCGUACUGGAUCAGGAUAUGAAGUUGUUCAGAAAAAGCUCAAGCCUGGUGAGCUAGCUUAUUUUAAACUACAUGGACAUAAACAUGCACCAACUGAUGAAAUAGCAUCCACAAGACGUUUUUAUCGUGGAAGAACUGAAACAUCACGAACUUGUAUACCAGAAGUGGUUGCAUGGUGUCGUGCAAUGAUAAAUUCAAAUAGUCAAUUAACAGUAAAAUUUAUUUUUCUUCUUAUUGGUGGCAGUGGUAAUUUUAUUCCAUCUGUGAGUUGUAUUGGUUUCACUAUAACAGUAGGUGGAACAGCACCAAUAUGUUUCAAUGGUUAUGGGGUGUUUUAUCGGCUUGGUAGUGAUGCAAUAACAUUUGUUGUUGCUGCAUAUUGA
Rotaria sp. Silwood1 is the source of this 543-nucleotide messenger RNA. The record is from the annotation of a GenBank genome assembly. NCBI's taxonomy places the organism in Eukaryota, Metazoa, Rotifera, Eurotatoria, Philodinida, Philodinidae.